AUGUCUGCUCCAAACCCAAAGGCUUUCCCAUUAGCUGACUCCGCUUUAACUCAGCAAAUCUUGGAUGUUGUUCAACAAUCUCAAAACUUGAGACAAUUGAAGAAAGGUGCCAAUGAAGCUACCAAGACCUUGAACAGAGGUAUCUCUGAAUUCAUCAUCAUGGCUGCUGACACUGAACCAAUUGAAAUUUUGUUACAUCUCCCAUUAUUGUGUGAAGAUAAGAACGUUCCAUACGUCUUCGUCCCAUCCAAGACUGCUUUAGGUAGAGCUUGUGGUGUUUCCAGACCAGUUAUUGCUGCCUCUGUCACCUCUAACGAUGCCUCUGCUAUCAAGAACCAAAUUUACGGUAUCAAGGACAAGAUCGAGACUUUGUUGAUCUAA
Dujonia railenensis is the source of this 381-nucleotide messenger RNA. The record is from the annotation of a GenBank genome assembly. NCBI's taxonomy places the organism in Eukaryota, Fungi, Ascomycota, Pichiomycetes, Serinales, Debaryomycetaceae.